AUGGGAUCUCAUUAUACUUGGACUAACAAUCAAUCUGAAGGGGCUCGAAUUUAUUCCAAGUUUGAUCGCAUCUUUAAGAAUGAAGAUUGGGUGGAUUUGUUUCCUGACUCGGUAGCUGUUGUUAAUUGGGAUAUUUGUUCUGAUCAUUGUUUCUGUAUUGUUAAGACUAUGACUGAGAUGAAUUCUGGUACUAAGCCGUUUCGAUAUUUUAACAUGUGGGCUGAUCAUGAUGAAUUUAAAGCUACUGUUUUGCAGAGUUGGACCAAACCAGUAACAGCUCAAGGGCUUGACAGAAUCAUGGUUAAACUGAGGAGAUUAAGGCCUAUUCUGCGACAUUUUAAUAAGUUUGUGAUUGGUGAUAUUGACCAUAAGUUUCAGGUUGCUAAAGACACUUAUAAUAUGGCUCAGAUUCAGCUUCAGCAGGAUAUUCAUUCGGCUAUGUUCCAAGUUGAGGAACAACAGGCCUUGAGUAACCUGGUUCAGACUUCUAGGCUCUAUGACAGCUAUCUUAGACAGAGGAGUAAAGUUAAUUGGCUUAGGUUGGGGGAUGAUAAUACAACUUUUUUUCAUGCUUAUUUGAAAAAGCGGAAGGAGGUAAAUCGUAUCACUUCUUUUCUUACUGAAACCGGUCAGAUUAUUGAUAAUUAUGAGGAAGUUGUGGAUCAUUUCUUAAGUCAUUUUAGAAGUUUGUUGGGCAGUCGGAGUAAGGCUUCGGGGACCAUUCACAGGGAGUGCUUCAGGCAUGGUAAUAUUCUUUCUUUAGAGCAACAGCUGGAUUUAAUAAGACCAUUUACUAAGAAGGAUGUUAAGAGUGCUAUGUUUAGUAUUGGUUCAAUUAAGAGUCCGGGUCCGGAUGGUUAUGGUGCGGGUUUUUUUAAAGCUUUGUGGAAUGAGAUUGGUGAUGAAAUUUCAUAUGCUAUUUUGAGUUUUUUUCAGUUGGGUAAACUUCCUCAAGGUUUUAACGAUGCUAUGUUGUCAUUGAUUCCUAAAGUUGAGCACCCGACUAAGGCGGUGGAGUACGGGCCUAUUGCUUGUUGUAAUACUCUGUAUAAGUGUAUUUCCAAGCUGAUCUGCAAUAGAUUGAAUGUGGUUCUUCCUUGGUUAAUUCACCAAAAUCAAGGAGCUUUUGUCAAGGAUAGGAUUUUAGCUCAUAAUAUCCUUAUUUUUCAAGAUAUUCUUAAAGGGUAUAAGAGGAAGAAUAUCUCUCCUAGGUGUAUGAUGAAAGUGGAUUUGAGUAAGGCCUAUGAUUCCAUAGAUUGGCAUUGUCUUGAAGAUAUUCUUGCUGCAUUCUGUAUUCCGGCUCAGUUUAUUAAUUGGAUUAAUAUUUGUUUAAAGGACUCGGAUUACUCUAUCUUGAUGAAUGGGAGAGUUCAAGGUUGUUUUACUGGUAGGAAGGGUUUGAAACAAGGGGACCCGAUGUCUCCUUUGUUGUUUGUUCUUGUGAUGGAAUACUUUACUAGACUUCUCAUCCAAGCCUCUCAGAAUAAGGAGUUUCGGUUUCAUCCUAGAUGUAAGAAGCUUGAAUUGGUGAGCCUGUGCUUUGCUGAUGAUUUGGUGCUGUUUUGCAAGGGCACGAAUAGGUCUGUUCAGAUUAUUACAGAGUGUUUCAAGUCCUUUAGCAGUGUUUCUGGUUUGACAGCUAAUGUGGAGAAAUCUAGAGUUUAUUUUGGGGGUAUGAAUGCGGCUGAAACCAAGGAAAUUCUGAAGGAUAUUCGGUUCUCUGAAGGUGAGUUUCCUCUCAAAUAUUUAGGGGUUCCUUUGAGACCUACGAAGUGGAAAGCAGGAGAUUGUGCUGCUAUUAUAAAGAAAAUCCAGCUGAAGCUACAUCAUUGGUCAAAUCGUCACUUAUCUUUUGCUGGAAAAACUCAACUUAUUCAAUCUGUUUUAAUGGGGUUAAGAGCUUUUUGGAUGAGUAUUUUCCUUCUCCCAAAGAGUGUAAUCUCUGAGAUUGAUCAUUUGUGUAGGAAAUUCCUUUGGGGUGCCAGCAAAGGUAAUGAUAACAGGAGUAAAAUUCACUUUACAAGCUGGGAUCAGGUUUGCCUUCCGAAGCAACUUGGGGGUCUUGGGUUUAAAGAAGGGGCAAAAUGGAAUAUGGUCCUCUUAGCUAAAUAUUUGUGGGUGGUUUCCUCUAAACAGGAUAUCCUGUGGGUGAAGUGGGUUGAUGCUAUCUAUCUUAAAGGGCAGAGUGUUUGGGAUUAUAAGCUUCAGUCUGAUGUCAGUUGGUACUGGCGAAAACUUAUAAACUUGAAGGCUAUUCUUAAUAGUGAGCUGCUGGGAAGAGCUGUUCAAAACAACAAACUGAAAGUCAGUAACUUGUAUAACCUGCUCCUUCACAAGGACAAAGUUCACAAGAGAGUCACGAACAUCUCUUCUUUCAGUGUAAGUUUUCUCAGCUGCUGCGGAGCAAAGUUACUGCUUGGUUUGGGAUGUGAGAUCUGGCCAGUUCAUCUUAAUGAUUGGGUCACUUGGAUGGUGGGGAAGCCGAAGUGUCUGCAGCAAAAAUUGUUAGCUGCUGGGCUUGCUGCUUCAGUUUAUCUCAUCUGGUGGAAUAGAAACAAUUGCUUUUUUAAUCUUUGUUCUGUUUCAGUUAAUGCAGUGUUUGCUUUAUUGCAAAAUUGCUUGAAAGCCAGACUUGAGAACUUACAUAGAUUUAAGUUGCAUAGAAAAGAUGUAGCUUUCUUAGAGAAAACCUCAAUAAAAGUGACUCGUGAACUUGAUGAAAAACGUCAUCAACACUUUGGUGCUUUCAUUGAGAGCAUUAAGUAUUAUUGUUCUUUCAAACCUUCCGUUGAACAAAUGAUGGAAGCACCCGCUAGCAACGUCCCGGAGCUUGGAAAUGGUCCACCAUUACCCAGAAUCCCCGAGGAGAACACUCCUCAAACGGAAAAACCUCCUCAUCAUCUUGGCAAACAGCCAAUGAAUGAGGAAAAUCCUCAUGAAGGAAGUGCAUCAGCAGCCUCGCAAGAACCAGGUCAGGGGUCUAAGCCACCUAACAAGGAUUAUUAUAAUCCUAAAAUGUAUGUGCCAAUGGUGGAGUUGGAAAAUCGGAGGUUGCGAGAAAGCCUGGAUGAAGCCACGCGACUGAAUGAAGAAAUGAUGAGGAGGGUCGCAGAAUUGCAGGCGUCCCCACAAUAG
Molecule: messenger RNA, 3135 nt
Organism: Humulus lupulus (European hop)
Lineage: Eukaryota; Viridiplantae; Streptophyta; Magnoliopsida; Rosales; Cannabaceae
Exons: 4
Coding region: 1-3135 (1044 amino acids)
Source: RefSeq, a predicted model, not a curated record